Chiloscyllium plagiosum (whitespotted bambooshark) is the source of this 1405-nucleotide messenger RNA. NCBI's taxonomy places the organism in Eukaryota, Metazoa, Chordata, Chondrichthyes, Orectolobiformes, Hemiscylliidae. The record is from RefSeq and is a predicted model, not a curated record.
AUGGGAAAUCAGACUUCUAGACUUACUAAGGAGAAGUCAGGGAAGACUGCAAAUGGGAAAGAAAUACCCCCCGAUAGUCCACUAGUUCGGAAGGUAACUCUAUGGACGGACAGUCGUAGAACGAAGGACUUAAAGAAAGACACCAUGAUAAAAUAUUGUUGUUUUAUAUGGACCAAAGAAUCUAUCCGCGCCCCCUCGGUAGUUUGGCCCGAGUAUGGUUCUGAUGAAGACUGGGUGUGUCUAAUCCUAAAUGUAUAUGUUAACAGAAAACAACCGUUUGACCCAGAAGAGAGCAAAUACGCCGCCGCCUGGUUGGCGGGCGACGGCGAGAGUCCCACGCGUCUCUAUCCUCUGAUUCCCCAAACAGACCCGAGGAAGCCCCAGAAGUCUUGGGACAUCCUCACUGACGGUGCCGUUGGGAACGAACGGACCGGGUUCGUAGUACAACCUUUAAAUUCUGGGGAUAUCCGGCAACUCCGUAACGAACUACCCCAUCUACUGGACGACCCCAUCAGUGUGGGAAUACAACUGGACCAAUUUCUGGGGCCCAGUAUAUACACAUGGGCUGAACUGCAGGCCAUGAUGAGAAUACUAUUUAAUUACGAUGAAAUUGUUAUGAUCCGGAAUAGUGCAAUGGCCAUUUGGGAUAGGGAGCAUCAGGACGGCCCUCAGCGUGGAGAGCAGAAGUACCCCUUAGAGGACCCCCGGUGGGAUCAUAAAGACGCGGGGGGAUGGGCCAAUAUGACAGAUCUCAGAAGCCUUAUAAUCAGGGGGAUCCAAACCUGCGUGCCCAAACAGCGGAAUUUAGCGAAAGCAUUCGAAGUUGGACAGAAAAAGGAUGAAUCCCCGAGUGAGUUUUUAGACCGUUUGCGGGAGUCCAUGCGAAAGUAUUCAGGUUUAAACCCCGAUGGGGAAAUAGGCAAGGGCAUGCUUAAGGUGCACUUUGUGACUAAGUCAUGGCCUGACAUUCAGAAGAAAUUACAGAAAGUGGAGGAUUGGGCUGAAAAAGAUGUUGCAGAAUUAUUACGGGGAACACAGAAGGUGUACGUUCAGAGGGAUGUAAUAAGGGAGAAACAAAAGACAAAAAUGAUGGUGGCAGCCGUACGGGAAGCUUGUAAGUCCACCGGAAUGGGGGAGGGAGGUUAUGGGGUGGAAAGAGGAACGUCGAAGAAAAGUUGGAGAGGGAGAGAAGAGAGACGGGGCAGAAGUGAGAGAGGAGGAUCUUAUGGAAUUGAGCGGCCUCAGGUGGCCGGAUGUUAUCAUUGCGGGAAACUGGGACACUUCAAAAGGGAUUGUCCCGAGUUUAAAAGGGAAAGAGAAGGGAUGUAUGAAAUGGAGCGUGAACAAAUGGAUUAGGGAAGUCAGGGGAGGAUCGGACAAACGUGCGAAUUGUACGCCUUGCACC